AUGGACCCGGCCUCGCCUGCGGACCCGGCCGCCUCCUGCUCGGCCUCCGCCUCCGCCUCCGCCUCUGCGGCGGCGGCGUCGGGGGACGUCGCCGCGAUGCUGCCGGACUCGCCGCCGCGGCGCGGGGCGGGGCACCGCCGCGCGCAGUCGGAGAUCCUCCUCGGGGGCGCCGCGCUCCCCGACGACCUCACCUUCGACGCCGACCUCGGCGUCGUCGGGGAGGCCUGCGUGGCCGGCGACGAGGACGAGGAGGACGACGACGAGGACGAGGAAGGGGGCGGCGGAGCUGGCGGCAGCCGGAUGUUUGAGAUGUUCCUCGAGAACGGCGGCACGCUCCCCGGGCCGUCGGAGCCCUCGGCGCACCCGCAUCCGGCGGCGACGCCGACGCCGCCGCCGCGGCCACGGCACCAGCACAGCAUGUCGAUGGACGGCUCCACGUCCCUGCUUGGAUCCGCCGCCGCGGGGACGCCUGGGAGGGCGGGCGCUGACGCCAAGAAGGCCAUCUCCGACGCUAAGCUCGCCGAGCUCGCGCUCGUUGACCCCAAGCGCGCCAAGAGGAUUUUGGCAAACCGCCAGUCAGCUGCUAGGUCAAAGGAAAGAAAGAUGCGCUACAUUGCAGAGCUUGAAAGGAAAGUACAGACUGUCCAGUCAGAAGCAACUACACUAUCAGCUCAGCUGGCCAUGUUGCAGCGAGAUACCAGUGGUUUGACAAGUGAGAAUAGUGAUCUGAAGAUACGUGUGCAGACAAUGGAGCAGCAGGUUCGGCUGCAGGAUGCUCUGAACGACAGGCUAAGAGACGAGAUUCAGCAACUGAAGGUUGCAACAGGACAGGUAAAUGCCAACAUUGGAAAAAUGGGAAACUUUGGUAUGUUCUCAUUUGGAGGCAAUCCACAAAGUUACCAGCGCAGCCAUAUACAGUCCCUUCUGGCUGCUCAGCAGCUGCAGCAGCUCCAGAUCCACUCCCAGCAUCAGCAACAGCAGACGCAUUUGCAGCAGCAGCAGCAGCACCAGUUGCUGCAGGAGGCGCAUCCAUUCCCGGUGGACCUAAAGAUGAGAGGAUUUGCCACGUCAUCACAUGCUCAAAAUGCAGGCGCCUCAGACAGCCAUGCUGUCAAGAGUGAACCCUGA
Miscanthus lutarioriparius is the source of this 1128-nucleotide messenger RNA. NCBI's taxonomy places the organism in Eukaryota, Viridiplantae, Streptophyta, Magnoliopsida, Poales, Poaceae. The record is from the annotation of a GenBank genome assembly.